Molecule: messenger RNA, 1268 nt
Organism: Rubroshorea leprosula
Lineage: Eukaryota; Viridiplantae; Streptophyta; Magnoliopsida; Malvales; Dipterocarpaceae
Source: the annotation of a GenBank genome assembly
AACGGCAUUUUCAAGUUCAUUUUUUAAAAGUGAUUUACUUUUUUAGAUUUACACACUAUGUUUUUUGUUGGAGGUUAUGGUGGUUUCUAAGGAAAAUUCAGAGUUACUUGGAAAAAUCAUUUUAGAACACCCAAUAUUCAUGAAAUAUGUACGUAGAGUUUGAGCUUGUUUUGUUUUACCCAAAAGUGUUUCUUCAUUUUCUUGUUACAGGUAGCAAAAGUUCUUGGAGGCCUGAUUCCCUUAGCAGGAGCAGCCAAACCAAAUGAUCCAAGAAGAAAGGAACUAGAACAGUUAGAAAGGCAGAAAGCUGCAAUUGACAAAAAAGCCAAUUCCCUAGUUCGUCUAGAACUCUGGGGUGGCCUAGCUUUCCUGGUGGUGCAAACAGCUGCAUGCAUGAGGCUGACCUUCUGGGAACUCUCAUGGGAUGUCAUGGAACCAAUCUGUUUCUACAUGACGUCCAUGUACUUCAUGGCUGGUUAUACCUUCUUCCUCAGGACAUCCAAAGAGCCUUCUUUUGAAGGUUUUCAUCAGAGCAGAUUUAGUUCCAAGCAGAAGAAACUAAUGAAGAUGCGAAAUUUCAAUGUUCAGAAGUACAAUGAGCUCAAGAGUGUGUUCUACCCAAAUUCAUUUGAUCAGUAUAAAAAGAAGCAGAUUGGUGCUGUGUAGAUCAUUUAUACAGAUAGAGAAAGGGGUCAUAGAAAACAAAAUACAUCCAAAUCCAACAUACACUCAGUUUUGUAUAACUUGCUAAUUAAAUUUUAGCAUUAGGUGCGGUUUUCUGUAACAUUCUGCCGAUUGCAGAGAGGAUUUUUCUUUUACAUUUUUCAGAAUUUCAUGUAUGAAAACAUCAUACAUGUUGAGUGAUGUAGCUUAAUGAUUAAAGUAUUGCUUUGUAUUUUCCUCUGCGUUUACUUCACAGUCAAGCUGAUGUAGACAAUACGUAAUGGCAAAUUUAUUUCAUUGAAAGCUGGUCAAUUCAUGAAAUUCAAAAAGUCUUGGCACUCAUCUUCCACACACAAGAAUUGGAACAUGAAAGUUGAAACUGCACCAAAUGGGUGCUCCCAUCUCAUCUGGGUCUGAAAUUCUACAGGAAAUCAUAAAAAUAACAUAUUCCAUUUCCAUCCAUCACAAACCAUAUGUCAGACUCAGACCCCUCACCUCACCUUAGUGGUGUUGGGCUGGUCACUCAGACAUUCCCCUUGGAUACCAAAACAAUCAACUUUGUACCUUUUAUAAGCAGCAUCUUCAUACAAGAACAGGGAUAUCCU